AUGGUCUUUAUCCUGACAUUGAUAGGAAUUUGUUUCCAAAAAUGUGUCGCUAAUAUUGAGGAAAAUCGGUUUACCUUCAUAUCGACGAUAUCUAAGAAUAUAGAACCAAAUGUUUUUCGCGAGUUUACUUUAUCAAUAAAAAGGAUCCUCAUUGUGGAGUGUAGCGCCGCGUGCAGAAGUGCAGAACAGUGUGUUGGACUUGACAUUUGUGAUGGCAGAAUUUGUCGUCUGUGGAAUUCUACCAACUACCAAAGUAAUUUGUCAAAUAUCUCAAACGAACUGUGCAGAUGGUAUAUGAAGGUGAUUCAAAGGCGGUUUGAUGGAUCAGUUGAUUUCUACAGAAACUGGGCCGAAUAUGAGAACGGAUUUGGUUCUCCUCAAUCUGAGCUCUGGUUAGGUAAUCAAUAUAUUCACGAAUUAACAACUAAUGGGUAUACUGUUCUGAGAAUUGAGCUAACUAGCUUUGACGGAGAGACGAGGCAUGUAGAAUACGACUUCAGCAUAGAAAACAAAAUCAACAAUUACAGACUUCAUAUUUCCGAACGCAGUAUGUCUGGAAUAGAUAGCUUAGAGAGAAGUGACUUGGCAUUCUUCUGUACAUUUGAUAAUGACAACGACAACUGGAACGCAGCUCACUGUGCAGAUAUGUCUGAAAAAGCCAGUGGUUGGUGGCACUCUAAAAUUUCAUGGUGUACUGACGGGAACCUAAAUGGGAUAUAUAAGGACCAGUAUAUGAACUAUCAGCAGGGAAUCAAUUGGUUUGAGUGGAAAGGAGCGUGGACUCUAAAGGAAACAAAAAUGAUGCUCAGAAAACCAUAA
This is a messenger RNA of Magallana angulata, 819 nucleotides long. RefSeq names its product angiopoietin-related protein 7-like. The transcript is spliced from 4 exons. Bases 1 to 819 code for a protein of 272 amino acids. NCBI's taxonomy places the organism in Eukaryota, Metazoa, Mollusca, Bivalvia, Ostreida, Ostreidae. The record is from RefSeq and is a predicted model, not a curated record.